Apis cerana (Asiatic honeybee) is the source of this 967-nucleotide messenger RNA. RefSeq names its product mitochondrial ribosomal protein L40 (gene mRpL40). The record is from RefSeq and is a predicted model, not a curated record. NCBI's taxonomy places the organism in Eukaryota, Metazoa, Arthropoda, Insecta, Hymenoptera, Apidae. Gene Ontology annotation, cellular component: mitochondrial large ribosomal subunit; mitochondrial ribosome.
AUAAUAAAUUUUUCUUAGAAUAACAAUAAAAAUAUAUAAAUAUUUAUAUAUUAAUAAAGAAAAUUUAGAAAAAUUUCAAAAAAAUCAUACAUUCAUAAAAAUUAUUAUACAAUAAUUAUUUCGAUUUAUUAUUUCAUUGUGAAUAAUAAAAAUGUUUGGAAUAUUAAAUCUAGCAAAUAUUAUUUUUAGGUCCUCAUUAUGUUCAAUUAAAAAUUCACGCAAUAUCUCCGUGUACACACAUCCUUUAUAUUUUCGAGCAACGGAGAUACUUUUAGGAGAACCCUUAAAAAAGAAAAAAAGAAUUGAUCCUGCAAUAAUUAGAGCUAAAGAAGAAAAAAAGAAAAAGAAGAUACAAAAAAGAAUUCGCAUGUUAGAAAAGCAUGAAAAUCAUAUGAAACCAAUUUUUGAAAUUGAUACAUUGGCCGAAGUACUGCAAAAUGACAAAAGACCUUGUCAUUUGACAUCAUUAUCAGAGGAAGAAAUAGAAAGGAGAAGAUUAUUAGAAAGAGAAUGGAUUAAGUAUAAGCAAAAUCAAUGGUUAAAAGAUUUACACGUUAUAAAAUCUAUAUUGAGCUCGCAGGAAACGGCAUUGAAAGAAUUAAAAGCUAUCUCAAAACAGCUUUAUAAAAAAGCAGUCGAAUUUGAUGAUUCAUAUUUACCGUAUGAUGUAAUUGGACCGGUACAUACUCCACCAAUAGAAAAUUACGAUACUCCCGAUGGUGAAUAUAUAGAAACUACCAUUAAAUAUGCAGGAGAAUAAGUACACAAAACAAUGGAAUGGAUCAAUAAAAGAAUUAUUUUAAAUAAAGGAUCAUAGGAGUGAAAAAAAAAGUAAGACUCUCAUUAAAACUUAUAAUUAGAUAUAAUUCCUAUUAAUUAUUUUCCAAUUAUUAUCAAUCUAUAAGUUUACGAAUCAAAAUUAUGUAAAUUUAAUAAUAAAAAAAUUCAAUUUUUUAAUUUAAAUAAA